Molecule: messenger RNA, 876 nt
Organism: Dromiciops gliroides (monito del monte)
Lineage: Eukaryota; Metazoa; Chordata; Mammalia; Microbiotheria; Microbiotheriidae
Product: 40S ribosomal protein S2-like
Exons: 1
Coding region: 1-876 (291 amino acids)
Biological process (GO): translation
Cellular component (GO): cytosolic small ribosomal subunit; ribosome
Molecular function (GO): structural constituent of ribosome; RNA binding
Source: RefSeq, a predicted model, not a curated record
AUGGGGGAUGACGCCGGUGCUGCAGGAGGAGCUGGAGGCCCCAGGGGCCCUGGAGUUGGAGGCCAAGGGGGCUUCCAUGGUGGCUUUGGCAGUGGGAGUCGAGGUCGAGGUCGAGGUCGAGGUUGGGGCCAAGGCCGCAGGGCCCGAGGAGGAAAGGCUGAGGAUAAGGAGUGGGUUCCUGUCACCAAGCUGGGCCACCUUGUCAAGGACAUGAAGAUCAAGUCUUUGGAGGAGAUCUAUCUUUUCUCCCUUCCUAUUAAGGAAUCUGAGAUCAAAGAUUUCUUCCUGGGGUCUUCAUUGAAGGAUGAGGUUCUGAAGAUCAUGCCUGUUCAGAAACAAACUAGAGCUGGACAACGUACCAGGUUCAAGGCUUUUGUGGCCAUUGGCGACUACAAUGGCCAUGUUGGCUUGGGUGUCAAAUGCUCCAAGGAAGUAGCCACAGCUAUUCAUGGUGCUAUCAUUCUAGCCAAGCUGUCCAUUAUUCCUGUGAGACAUGGCUACUGGGGGAAUAAGAUUGGCAAGCCUCACACAGUGCCCUGCAAAGUCACUGGGCUCUGUGGAUCUGUUUUGGUGCACCUGAUCCCUGCCCCUCGAGGUACUGGCAUUGUCUCAGCUCCUGUGCCUAAGAAGAUCCUGGUGAUGGCUGGAAUUGAUGACUGCUACACUUCUGCAAAGGGCUGUACUGCCACUCUGGGCAACUUUGCUAAAGCUACUUUUGAUGCCAUCUACAAAACAUACAACUACCUAACCCCAGACCUGUGGAAGGAGACUGUGUUUACUAAGUCUCCCUGUCAGGAAUUCACUGACCAUCUUGUGAAGACUCACACUCGGGUGUCUGUCCAGAGGAUCCAGGCGGCUGCUGUGGCAAGCACAUAA